AUGGCAUUGCGGCAACCAGUGCGCCACCUGCAGCGCAGCGCGCGAGCUAUACAUACAGCAGGAGCAGCGACAGUGACGCCGGCUCUCCGGCCAGCUCGCCGAAGCCUAGCGACGGCAGCACCAGCGCCGCCAGUAACACAAAAUGCGCACGGUUCCAAGGGUCCGACGGCGAUGGUCUUCCUCAACAUGGGCGGGCCAUCGACGGUCGGAGAAGUCGGCAACUUUCUCAGCCGGUUAUUUGCCGACGGCGAUCUGAUCCCGCUUGGCCGGCUGCAGCGCUACAUCGGGCCGCUGAUCUCGAGGCGGCGGACGCCCAAGAUCGAGAAGCAGUAUGCGGCCAUCGGCGGUGGCUCGCCGAUCCGCAAGUGGUCGGAGUACCAGAACGCGGAGAUGUGCAAGGUGCUGGACGUGAUCUCGCCCGAGACGGCACCGCACAAGCCGUACGUGGCGUUCCGCUACGCCGACCCGCUGACAGAGGACACGUACCAGCAGAUGCUGGCGGACGGCUUUGGCGGCGGACGCGGCGGGCGGGCGGUCGCCUUCACGCAGUACCCGCAGUACUCGUGCUCGACGACGGGCAGCAGCCUGAACGAGCUGUGGAAGUGGCGGCAGCGGAUCGAGGGCAAGAAGGGGCCCGCGGGCGAGAGCGUGGGCGAGGGCGCCGUGGCCGACGGGUCGAUCGCCUGGAGCGUCAUCGACCGGUGGCCGGUGCAUCCGGGUCUCGUCAACGCGUUUGCGGAGAACAUCGAGGCCAAGCUGGCCGAGUACCCGGCAGAGCGGCGCGACAAGGUGGUGCUGCUCUUCUCGGCGCACAGUCUGCCGAUGACGGUGGUGAACCGGGGUGACCCCUAUCCGGCCGAGGUGGCGGCGACGGUGUACGCGGUCAACCAGCGGCUCAAGUUUUCGAACCCGUACCGGCUGUGCUGGCAGUCGCAGGUCGGACCGCAGCCGUGGCUGGGCCCGCAGACGCAGUCGACGGUGAACGAGUAUAUCGCCCAGGGACAGACGGACCUGGUGCUGAUCCCGAUCGCCUUCACGUCGGACCACAUCGAGACGCUCUACGAGCUGGACGAGGAGGUGAUUGGCGAGUGCGGCCACGCUGACACGGUCAAGCGGGCGGAGAGCCUCAACGGCAGCCCGACGUUCAUCCGGGCGCUCGCCGACAUUGCCAAGGACCACCUGCAGAGCGGCAUCGGCUGCUCGUCGCAGAUGGGGCUGCGGUGUCCAGGCUGCAAGAGCGACCGCUGUCUGGAAUCGAAGCGGUUCUUUGCAGCCCAGGGGGGCAGGAUUUGA
This is a messenger RNA of Grosmannia clavigera kw1407, 1293 nucleotides long. Its product is annotated as ferrochelatase. Gene Ontology annotation, molecular function: protoporphyrin ferrochelatase activity. The record is from RefSeq and is a predicted model, not a curated record. Bases 1 to 1293 code for a protein of 430 amino acids. The transcript has 2 exons. Lineage: Eukaryota; Fungi; Ascomycota; Sordariomycetes; Ophiostomatales; Ophiostomataceae. Gene Ontology annotation, biological process: heme biosynthetic process.